Rubroshorea leprosula is the source of this 2141-nucleotide messenger RNA. The record is from the annotation of a GenBank genome assembly. Lineage: Eukaryota; Viridiplantae; Streptophyta; Magnoliopsida; Malvales; Dipterocarpaceae.
AUUAGAAAAACAAAAAAGAUGAAACGAUUCUUUUGGUUCUUCUUCGAUCUUCUUCCCUUUCCCUAACUCUCUGCCCCUUCAUCUCCUCCUCUCCCCCUCUCCCCGACCUCCGUCCUUCUCUUCUUUUUUCUCUCUUUUUUGAUACCCGAAUUCAGUUUCUCUAGAAGAACCCAAUAUGGUUCUCAUUCUCCUAAAUCUGGUUCGAUUGAACAAGGAGGAUUGGAACCUAAAUUUUGAAAUACUAGGCUGUCAAAUUGCGGAUUCUUUGUCCAUGCUAGAAAGAUGGAAUUUCUGGAAGAGACACUGUGUUCGUUGAAUGGGGUGAACUGUGCGGCGAUGGGAACAACAGAUGUUUAUUCUCGAGUCAUCGGUUUGUCUCUUACAAAUGCUCGUCUUCUGGGUUCAAUUCUUGCGGAUUUGGGUAUAUGACUGAGUACUUGCAAAUUUGCUUUUCAAUCUUUGGUUUUUAGAUUUAUCAAUCAAUUUGUUGGACCACCAAAAAAUCUGUUGUUGUUGAAGGAAGAGAAGAAAAACUGUUAGAUCUAAAAUUGAUGAAUUUGGGGAAGUGGAAGGGGAAGAGGAAAACCAGGUGAAUUAUUGAGUCCAAGGGUUCAUAAUAAGGAAGAGUGGUCAAUUUUGGGCAAUUUAACUGAUGAUUUGUUGGUUGAAAUUCUACGCCGUUUCCCAGCUAAGUCGCUAAUAAGAUCCAAGUGUGUUUGUAAAUUAUGGUGCCGCCUAAUAACUGAUGUUUGCGUGCCCAAGCGCUGGUCUUUUAUUCCAAUUUCUAGCUUACUUUAUGAAGGGUGUACACACGCAUUCAAUAUGCUUCCAAGCUUCCAUACCGGAUGGAUAAUCAGCUCCUGUUCAAGCUAAACACAGGAUUUGUGAAGUCUUUUUCUGCUCUGAUGCUAUUUGAGCCCAAAAUUGGAGAUCUGCUUGACUGUUGCAAUGUUUCCCUCAGUACUACGUAUGCAACCCUACAACCAAACAAUUGGUUGAGAUACCCCAUGAUAGUACACAUGACACAGCUGUUUAUCACAGUAACUCUUGAUGUAUUUUCAUCUGAGUGUGGGAAGUGGCUUCGCCAUCCAAUGACCUUAGAGACUACAGUUAAGGUUGCUAGGUGGAUCAAGCGCAGCUUUUAUUUGAAUGGUGUUUUGUACAGGUGAUCUCACUUGAACACCUUUUUCAUUUUGACCUCAAUGAGUUGAAUGUUUGUACUACUGAGGUUCCAAAGAAGGAUAAAACGGAUGUAUAAGGUUUCAUUGGUGUCUCCAGGGGCUAUUUAUAUUAUUCAAAUCAUGAUGGCUCAACCUUGUUUGUUUGGGUGCUUCAGGUCCAACACAAAAUGAGCAUAUGGAUAUUGAAGCACACCAUAUGCAUAAAUGAUUUUGUCAAAGACUGCUACAGAGGAAUAUGGUGCAUUGUUGAGAAACCUUCAUGGUUUAAGCAAUAAGCAUUGGAUCCAAACUCUGAAGUAAUUUUCACUGGGGUUAACAGAGGAGUUUUUAGGUAUAAUCCUGACAAGAAGACAUUGGAAUUGGUUUAUUCUGUGAUUCCAGAUGAAGGAAUAUUCGCUGGUGAUUGUGCUGUGUUUACAUAUACUCGUUGCCUGCUGAAUUUGAAAGGCUGCAGGCCUGUUCCCUAGCUGUUUUUACUAGGACUUGUUUUUUAUUUUCCCUUUUUACAUAAAGUUUUAUGUUCUUGUCUGUUUUUUUUUCAUUUUAUAAAUGUAACUAGUUUGGAUAGUCUUGUUGAUGGUAAUAGUUAUGAAAUAAAGCAUUUGCUGAAAAGUGAUUGAGUUGUUAUACCUCUUUCUUAUCAGAUUCCAUCCUUGUUGAUUCUUGAUUUUGGAAAUAUUUAGAUUCUUCUUGUCCUUGCCUUCACCAAUGAGCAUUCAAUGAUGCAGAACUGGUGUCCAUGGUAACAUGUAAUGUAACAUGAAAUGAGCUUGUUAUUUUAAGUAAUUUUCAUUUUGGUUAGCAUAACAUUAUUAUCACUUUAGUUUUAUUGUAAAGUGAUUAUCAUACGUUGGUACUGGUUUAUUCUCAGAAGUCAGACCAGGGAAUACUCUAGAGCCAUUUUACCAUGUUUACCUUAAAUCCUUGCUCAGUUAUUUUGACAGAUUGCAGAUGUGUUGC